CUGGAAGAAGAAGGGGGGAGGUGAAAGUUUUGUUAAAGAAGGAAGAAGACAAUUUUGAACUAGAAAAAAGUCAUUGUUAUUCUGAAAAGGAUUCAAUAGCAAUCACAGAAAAGAAAUUGAAGAGCAUAGUAUGGAGCUGGGUUCUGUUCUGCACGCCUUAAUUCCCUCUUGGAGCUCUGUUGGUAUAUACAUGAUAUAUUUAACAUACGUGGCGUUUGCUUCAUUUAUAUUACCUGCAAAAGUUGUCCCUGGAAUGAUCAUGCAAGAUGGGUCUCGUCUCCAUUACCGCUGCAAUGGGUUGCUAACCCUGGUUUCGUUAAUUGGGCUUCUUGGGAUUGGUUCUAAGAUGGAUUUAAUAUCUCCCACGCUGAUAGCGGACAGAGGACUUGAGAUGCUAUCCACAUCUUUUAUAUUCAGUUUUCUUGUAGCUUCAGUACUCUACAUUGUUGGCUGCAGGUCACGCAGCCAGGCUUCCUCGAAAAAACCACAUUUCACGGGAAACUUUAUACUAGACUGGUAUUUGGGAGUGCAGCUAAAUCCUCAUUUCUUGGGUAUUAAUCUCAAAUUCUUCUUUCUUAGAGUUGGAAUGAUGGCAUGGAUAAUCAUCAACUUAUCAAAUCUAGCAAAAAGUGUUCAAAUUGGCACCUUCAGUCUAUCAAUGAUCCUCAACCAACUCUUCUGUCUGAUACAUGUUAUGGACUUCCUUUAUCAUGAGGAGCAGUUGACCUGCUUCUGGGACAUAAUGGUUGAGAGAUUGGGCUUCAUGUUGAUUGGUGGAUAUCUAGUCUGGGCUGCUUUCAUAACUACCAUCCCGGGUUGGUGGCUAUUGUACAACAAAGUGGAUUUAUCAACCCCGGCUGCAAUAGCUAUUUGCAUAAUCUAUCUGGUUGGGGUCAUUGGAUAUAGAGGAUCAAAUAGUCAAAAAUAUCAAUUCAAAAUGAAUCCCAAAGCACUUAUUUGGGGUAAGCCUCCAAGGGUUAUUGGGGGAAAGUUGCUAGCUUCAGGCUAUUGGGGACUUGCAAGGCACUAUAAUUACCUUGGGGAUUACUUGCUAUCACUUUCCUUCAGUUUGACUUGUGGCUUCAGUUCUCCUGUCCCAUACAUCUAUCCGAUUUGUCUGAUCGUUUUUUUCGUAUCAAGAGAAAAAAGAGAUGAAGCUCGCUGUGCUGAAAAGUACAAAGAAAUAUGGGCAGAAUACUGCAAAGUUGUUCCUUGGAGAAUAGUGCCAUAUUUGUAUUAGUCAACAAAAUGUUGCAGAGCUGCUGCUAUAUUCAACUACAUGUAUUUUCGCUUGAUUGUUCCUGUCAUUUCAUAUUUGUCCAUCUGCAAAUUGGAGGGACAAGAGAACUUCAUUCUGGCAUUCCUGAUUUGUACUUAAGAAACUUGGCUUACUAGCAUUUCUGGAUCAGUUGUUAUGGCAACUGACUCAAUGUGCAAGCUAUAUCAUGGUAGAGAUUGAAUUUGAAAAAAUAAAAUGUAUUGAGCGUUGUUAAGAAAUUAUUUAAAAAUUAAAAAGCCCGGAGGGGUCAUUGCUCGAAAUCAGUUUUUUUUAGA
This is a messenger RNA of Durio zibethinus, 1554 nucleotides long. RefSeq names its product delta(14)-sterol reductase-like. Gene Ontology annotation, biological process: sterol biosynthetic process. Gene Ontology annotation, molecular function: Delta14-sterol reductase activity. Lineage: Eukaryota; Viridiplantae; Streptophyta; Magnoliopsida; Malvales; Malvaceae. The record is from RefSeq and is a predicted model, not a curated record. Gene Ontology annotation, cellular component: endoplasmic reticulum membrane.